Molecule: messenger RNA, 1647 nt
Organism: Ornithodoros turicata
Lineage: Eukaryota; Metazoa; Arthropoda; Arachnida; Ixodida; Argasidae
Product: venom metalloproteinase antarease TserMP_A-like
Exons: 14
Coding region: 53-1585 (510 amino acids)
Biological process (GO): proteolysis
Molecular function (GO): metalloendopeptidase activity
Source: RefSeq, a predicted model, not a curated record
AAUAACAUUAAAGAGGAGCAGAGGAGCCGUCGUGAUCAUUGUGCGGCGGCCUAUGGGAAAUUCGAAAAUUAUGAGAUUAUUUUUUCCGCUGAUAGCGUGGUCUCUGUUAACAACAUGCUCUGCUGCAGCAUCAGGCGAGAGCACGAUAGUAUUCCCUCGGAUACUGGAAAGCAGGGGCGACGAUGGCACGAAAGUACUUCGGAUAAAUGACGAGCUGGUACUGAACUUGGAGCCCAGUUCCGUCUUCUCGGACGUUUUCAUGGUGCACACUUUUCACGAUGGAAUCUCACACAAGAGCUACCACGACGCUAAAGAAUUUCACGCAGAGCUGUACCAGGAUCCCCGUCAGAUGGCGUCAGUUAUGGUCACGGAAACAGAUUACGUACAAGUGGAAGGCGUCCUGGGCUCGAGGCUUCGUAUACGGCCAGCACCGGAACUGGAACGCUCCCUAGAGGGCCACGUGGCUCACAUAAUGUUCAGUGUGGAAGAAAAGACCCAUUCAGAACACGGCGACUACGCGAGCCCGCAAGAGGACCUCUACCCAGAACCCGUUAUAGCUGAGCGAAGUGAUUUCCAUGGCAAGACAAUGUAUCCCGAAGUGCACGUCGUUGUACAGUACGACCAUGCCAAGGCUUUCGGGUUCAAUAAGACUGCAAUAACACGAUACUUCGCCAUCUUCCUGAACGUGGUGAACUUGAGAUACAAGUCGAUGAACAACCCAAAGGUUCAAAUUCGUAUCGUUGGACUUACUAUCAACAAAAGGAAAGAAGAUGAACCGUACGUGGUGCGUGAUCCUACGUACAAACUCCUUAUGGACACCGGGUUGACUAUGAACGGUCUCAUGGAACAGUUCCGAAAAUACGAUUUUUUCCUCCAAGUCGACAUUGUCUUCUUCGUCACUGCGUUAGACAUGAUCAUAGGGGAAGGUCCCACACGUACAGUUGGUGUAUCAGGCUACGCAUUUUGCGGAUCAGCCUGCACACAAUACAAAUUUGGAGAGAGCGAAGACACACCUCUGUCGUACGACGGUACGCAUCUGUUUGCGCACGAAGUGGCCCACACUUUGGGUUGCGUCCACGAUGAAGAUCCUCCGGAUCAGUGGGUGUCCUCUAGCCAUCCAGGGGCCCAAAGCUGUCCUUGGAAGGACGGUUACAUUAUGAGUUACGUCUUCAACGACACCAAUCAUUACAAGUUCUCACCCUGCUGCAUGGAGCAGAUGCGUCACGUCUUCUCGCUUCCCACACGCAAAUGCUUGCACGAAAAGAACUGGCGUAAACCAGAGAUCGAGAGGACCACUAUGCUGCCCAGUAUGAAUGCUAAGAAGUUCUGUAAAAUCAUGCACGGCUGGAAAUACCCAAAGGCUUAUCCCGAUCCGUAUUACGAUACAUCAGCCUGCAAGCUGCAGUGCGUAGCUCCACGACCGAAACGUCGUCUGGGUGACAAGAUCUUCACCCAUUACGCCAUUGACGGCUCGAGUUGUGAUGCGGACGACAACAAAAAAGUGUGCGUUAACGGGAGGUGCUUGAACAAGAGCAAGUGGUUUCAGUACAUCAACACGGUCAUAGCCAUGACGCCCGAACGAUGAUCAGGUGGCAACAUCUGAGCGCAACCUAAAGAAAGUCAUCAAUAUAGAUUGAAUGUUUUCAA